Molecule: messenger RNA, 630 nt
Organism: Penicillium olsonii
Lineage: Eukaryota; Fungi; Ascomycota; Eurotiomycetes; Eurotiales; Aspergillaceae
Source: the annotation of a GenBank genome assembly
AUGCCACAUUGCGCACCUUACCCAACCCAAUCAUGGCCCACUGACCCCAACACUUUCCAACUACCCCAGACGCACACCGGAGACAGUUCGUACUUUGGAGAAAUAAACAACUUGACCCCGGUAGCGACACCGAGUGGGCUUGCAUCUUCAAUAAAUACAUCUAUACCAAAUAACGGGCUUGCCGGCGACGCUUUCCAUGAAACAGAACGUGCGUCAGAACGCCAACUUCAAGAAGAUCUAUCUCAAUCAAUGUCCCCGCCAUCCUUUUACGUCGUUACUGAAGCGGCACUACCUCAAGUUCUCCAUGUCAUCAACACCAUGUCACCUCAAUCCAAAGUCAUCGUGCUUGUUCCGCCUGAAUCUUCAAACUCGGUUUCGAGCUCAAUGCCAAUAUUCCCUCCAAGCCCCUCCUAUGGACAAAACUUCAACGUUCCAGUCACUGACACCGUGCCACUACACAACCCGCAAAAUGUGAGCUGUUUGUGUCAUACCCACAACGCUCUAAAUGGAUCACCGGCAGAGCUAGACAGGGUGACGAUGGGUCCUGCAGCCUAUGCCCAAAAAUGCCCUCUCCACAAAGUGGUGCCUUCAAGCUUGACAAAUGGGGUGAAUUCGUCUAGGUUGAUGUGA